AUGAUGGUAAGCAUUGAAUCCCUUGGUGGUAUCCAGAGAGAAGUUGAGAGCGCCUUCAGGCGGCACUGGGAGAUCGUCAGGUGCCAAUGGGAACAUUCUGACAAACUUGUGAGAUUCAGAAACAACAUACAGGGGUUUCUGGGCGUUCUUCGCAAGAACUCCUAUUUGGUAAGAUCCCAUUCUGUUUAUGAUACCUCCACUCUCAGAUACACCUUCUGCUCCCAUGAACACCUUGUCGACCUUAUUAAGAACGUAACCGACCUGGGAGUCAUUGAUCAGACAAACUGGGAUGCCCUCUUCUCUCAAAGCGUUGGCCAUUUUGAUACCCUCGUUGGCAUCGUUUUCUACCUUGGAUUCGGUCACAAAGACACGGAACCGCACAAACUUCUUCUUGGCGUGAACCAGCAGGUGCAAGACGACUCUCGAAUACGAAUGCACAAGCACGGUGUCGUCGUCUCUGAUGAAUUUGAGACCGACCUGGGCGAUCAUCUCUCUGCUUUCUUUGGCUCUUUGCAAGAAUAA
Messenger RNA from Ogataea philodendri, 522 nucleotides. RefSeq lists its product as uncharacterized. The transcript has a single exon. Lineage: Eukaryota; Fungi; Ascomycota; Pichiomycetes; Pichiales; Pichiaceae. The coding region runs from base 1 to 522 and encodes 173 amino acids. The record is from RefSeq and is a predicted model, not a curated record.